This is a messenger RNA of Pungitius pungitius (ninespine stickleback), 2368 nucleotides long. RefSeq names its product steroid 5 alpha-reductase 3 (gene srd5a3). Gene Ontology annotation, molecular function: 3-oxo-5-alpha-steroid 4-dehydrogenase activity. Bases 235 to 1182 code for a protein of 315 amino acids. Gene Ontology annotation, cellular component: endoplasmic reticulum. NCBI's taxonomy places the organism in Eukaryota, Metazoa, Chordata, Actinopteri, Perciformes, Gasterosteidae. The record is from RefSeq and is a predicted model, not a curated record. The transcript has 5 exons. Gene Ontology annotation, biological process: dolichol-linked oligosaccharide biosynthetic process; polyprenol catabolic process.
AUCAAUUUGCAAACCUUUACUUCUUGUGUGGUUUUAAUCUUCUGUUCCUGUUUUGUUUGUGCUCUAUUGUGUUGAACUGUCCUUUGAUUUAAGUGUUCUCUUGAACUUUAGGCUUUUUUUGUUUUAAUCUCUUCAUCUGGUUCUAAAAGCAGAACGAUGUUUCAUCCGGAACCUUUGUGGCCGUUUUCCCACGGACUCUUUUCAGCGUUGCACAAAACAUGGCGCCGCUGAAACAUGUCCGGACACUCCGUCAGCGCGAGCUAUGCGGACGCGUUUUGGUGUUUUCUGACGUCAUGUUUCUUUGCAGCUUUCUGUUUGUAUAAACUCUCAAAGCACGUGCCGAGAAAAUAUGAAACAAGUGUCGUGCUGGUUCUGUUUCAGGAUCUCAUCCGGUACGGGAAGACCAAACAGAACCUCAGACGUCACGGCUGGCUGCGCGCGUGCGACCUCCCUAAAAGGUGGUUCUGGCACUUCUACGCCGUCUCCGUUGGCUGGAACGCUUUCCUUCUGUCUCUGUACCUGAGCGCCACCUUCCGUCAUCGGCCCUACCCGCCAUGGCUCGCCGGGGUGUUGGACUCUCUGACGGACGCCCCCCCGGCGGACAGCCCCGUCCCGCAGAUGUCCACGCUGCUGGUGCUGCUGCUGCUCUGCGUCCACGCGCUGCGGCGCCUGCUGGAGUGCCUGCGCGUCAGCGUCUUCUCUGACGGCGCCGUGCACGCGGUGCAGUACGCGUUCGGCCUGUGCUACUACGUCGCGCUGGGGCUGACGGUGCUCUGCACCGACCGCCUGGGGACAGGGACCGGACCCCCCCUCUCUCAGCUGGACUGGUUCCACGUGGCCGGAGGCUCGCUCUUCCUCGGGGCCUCGGUGCUGCAGCAUCGGUGCACGGUGCUUCUGGCCAGGCUGCGCACCGGGAAGUCCGGCGCCGUGGAGACGCUGGCUCACCGGCUGCCGGAGGGAGGCUGCUUCGAGCUGGUGUCCUGCCCGCACUACUUCGCCGAGCUGCUGAUCUACGUCUCUCUCGCCCUGGUGUUGGGGGGCCGCUCUCUCACCUGGUGGCUCGUCGUCCUCUACGUGCUGUUCAACCAGGCGCUGGCGGCGCAGCUCUGUCACGACUUUUACGUCGGAAGGUACGAGUCGUACCCGAGGCGCAGGAAGGCCUUCAUACCGUUUGUGCUGUGAGAGCAGAACUGUUGGACCUGGAGAGUUAAACUGGGCUCACGCCAUCGUCCACUGGUUGUGAGACACAUGAAGCUGCUCUCAAGAUGUCUGAGGUUUGUGAUGCAGAACCAACUCUCCGGGUGAGAAGAGGUGAGCGGUCCCUAAUGAUACCGUACAUUCAUGUCUGUAUUAAUACAUACCAUCUUAUCUUGUUAUAACACACCUGAAAUAAUGUUCUGAUCGAGUGCUUCUUGUGUUGUAGAAACAUCUAGACGGUUUUCUUCACAAAACAGAAUUCAUAACAAAGGUUUUGCUAAAUUAAGUGUCACAGCAUAGAGAGAAACCAGCUUGGCUUAUUUUGUCUGGAACGACAAAAUCCUGCCGUUGUACAAAUAUUAGGAAGUUACUACAAAAAAUAUAUAACAUAACAAUUUUUCACUUCUACCCAAUUAAAAGAAAAACUGUUGCAGUGUAAUCCUUCUGUAUGAUUAUUUAUUACAUAAAGAAAUGAAUCCCUGCAGUAUUGGAGGAAUACACUAUAUGGCGAUGUUGAUUGAUUAUAAACAGAAUAAGUUUACUGUUAUUGUAAAGGUGCACAGAAUAUAUGCAUUUUUUGUUUUUGUACUUUUUUUCAAACAAAUAUUUAAAGGACUGUUCGGACAUGUAACUUGGUACGUGGUUAUUGCAGCCACUGAAUGAAAUAAAAUAAACAAAGUAUUGGAGCCCGCUUUAAUGGCUAAGGUGUGUGAACUUUAAAAACACAUAUAGAUAUGGUAUCAAACAUGUAUAAACACAGAGGGAUGCAGCAGGUAGCUUUGUAUACAAGUAAUCAAUUGAUUUGCCUCGUUUGGGGUCAUUUUGACAUUUAUUCCUCCCCAGUGGUCAAUGACAGCAAUAGUAAAAAUCGAGAAUAACUACAUAUUUAAAAAACAAAUACAUAUCGUAAUAAGAAAUAGUUGGCAAAGUUUUCCCCCCUCUUUUGAUAGUGAAGCGUUUUAACAACGUUUAAAUGUCGUGGCUCCCAGAUGGUGGAAUGAGCUCUCUGAUGACAUCAGGACUGCAGAGAGACUCUACCUUCACCAAAACACCAGCAAACCGUAGCACUGACAAAUGGUAGCACUUAAAUUGUACUUAUAAUGGCACUUUUCUAUAACAUGUUUUGAAACUGCUUAUUUGAUGAAAAAUGUACUUUCUUGUUACUUGUUCU